ACGGUGCGGAACGCCGUUGACUCCAGAAUACUUCACGAAUCUCAAAGAAGGGAGGACUCUCUCAGUUCCAACCUACCACCUCAACGCAAUACGCGUAACCAAAAACACACAAAGAAAAGGCAAAAAAGGUAAAAAAAAAAAUGAAGGCCUUGUUUCAACAUCGUCCCCACGGCCCCGUUCUCCACUUCCAGAAAGUCCACUUCGACGACCUCCCCCUCCCCCGCCGCACUCGCCUCCGUCCCCGGAGCCUCGCCUCGGAGGCGGAGUCCAUGGCGCUCGCGGAGAAGGCGAAGGGGGCCGCGGCGGCGGCGGCGGCGGCCAAGGAGAGCAAGCUGUGGGGCGGGCGCUUCGAGGAGAGCGUGACCGACGCGGUGGAGAGGUUCGGCGAGUCCGUCUCCUUCGACAAGGAGCUCUACAAGCACGACAUCAGGGGGAGCAGAGCCCACGCCAACAUGCUCGCCCAGCAGGGUUUGAUUACUGACAGUGACAGGAAUAGCAUUUUGCAUGGCCUUGAUGAAAUAGAGAGACGCAUUAAAUCUGGUGAAUUUGAGUGGAGGAGAGACAGGGAGGAUGUUCACAUGAAUAUUGAAGCAGCACUAACCGACUUGAUCGGUGAACCUGCAAAGAAGCUCCACACUGCGAGAAGUCGGAACGAUCAAGUUGUGACAGAUCUUAGAUUGUGGUGCCGUGAAGCCAUUGAUGAAAUUCUGACUCGCAUCAGGCAACUUCAGGUGGCGUUGGUUAGAUUAGCUUUGAAGAAUGAGGGAUUAAUAGUUCCUGGCUAUACUCAUUUGCAGAGGGCACAGCCUAUUUUGCUUCAGCAUCUUCUGUUAUCGUAUGUUGAACAGCUGGACCGUGAUGCUGCUCGGCUAAUCAAUUGCAAGGACCGGUUGAACUUUUGCCCACUAGGUGCUUGUGCUUUGGCUGGUACUGGUCUCCCAAUUGAUAGGUUCAUGACUGCAAAAGAGUUAGACUUCACUGCCCCUAUGAGGAACAGCAUCGAUGCAGUAUCAGACCGCGAUUUUGUGUUGGAGUUCUUAUCGGCAAAUUCCAUCGCGGCCGUUCAUCUUUCACGACUUGGUGAAGAAUGGGUCCUAUGGGCAUCAGAGGAAUUUGGGUUCUUGACACCCAGUGACUCGGUUUCAACUGGAAGCAGUAUAAUGCCACAGAAGAAAAAUCCUGACCCUAUGGAACUUGUCCGUGGGAAGUCUGCAAGAGUUGUAGGAAAUCUUGUGACUCUUCUAGUUCUCUGCAAAGGGCUUCCCCAAGCCUACAAUCGUGACCUACAAGAAGACAAGGAGCCUUUGUUUGACAGUGUUAAAACAAUACUAGGAAUGCUUGAAGUAUCCACCGAGUUUGCGCAAAACAUAUCUUUUAACCGGGAAAGGAUUCAACGUGCUCUACCGGCUGGGCAUCUCGAUGCCACCACCCUCGCAGAUUAUCUUGUGAAGAAGGGAAUUCCAUUCAGGACUUCUCACGAAAUUGUCGGAAGGUCUGUUGCUUUGUGCAUUGCUAGGAAAUGCCAGCUCUCAGAACUUACUCUCGAGGACCUGAAGAAGAUACAUCCCGUGUUCGACGAGGAUGUUUACGGCUUUCUGGGAGUGGAAAAUUCCGUUACGAAGUUUAUCUCCUACGGGUCGACAGGUUCAUCAGAAGUAGCCGGGCAACUCCGCCACUGGGUUUCAAAACUCAGCAUUGCUGAAGAGCCCUAAAGUUGGUCAGGUUAGAGCUUCGAACAAUGAAGUCGCGUGCUCUGGUAGUUGAAAUUAUUAUGAUGAUUAAAACGAAUUUCUUUUCUCUUUUGCUCUUCUUUUCUGGAAUGCUAGAGAGUGGGGGACCUAAGUUAUUUGGCUAAUGUAAAAGAAUCGUAUUGUUGGAUCAGAAUCAUGUUUUGUUGAGUGUUUCAGGUGUGCUCAAGCUCCUAAACAUUUUUCAUUAGGAACUGCUGUAGCUUUUGUUGAGCUUAUGAAGUGUUUAUAUGAACUGAUUCGAUUCGAUCCGAUAAA
This is a messenger RNA of Ananas comosus (pineapple), 2006 nucleotides long. RefSeq names its product argininosuccinate lyase, chloroplastic. The transcript is spliced from 7 exons. The record is from RefSeq and is a predicted model, not a curated record. Lineage: Eukaryota; Viridiplantae; Streptophyta; Magnoliopsida; Poales; Bromeliaceae. The coding region runs from base 141 to 1712 and encodes 523 amino acids. Gene Ontology annotation, molecular function: argininosuccinate lyase activity. Gene Ontology annotation, cellular component: cytosol.